This is a messenger RNA of Podarcis lilfordi (Lilford's wall lizard), 29776 nucleotides long. The record is from the annotation of a GenBank genome assembly. NCBI's taxonomy places the organism in Eukaryota, Metazoa, Chordata, Lepidosauria, Squamata, Lacertidae.
AUAAAUACUAACAAAAUCUUUAUAACAUUAUACUGUUUCAAAAAUUCAUACACAGACGUAUAAUAUGUGCAUGGAGUCACAAUUAAUAGGUAUCAAAUAAAUGUUCCAUAAACAAGAAUAGUAGGCGUGGUAAGUCACUGUCCACGAUCACCGAGAUGGAGGCAAAAAGCCUUUCCACAGUCAAUAUCUUAGAUAGGUGCUCCGAACGUAGCAGUAGGGUACUCCCAGCACAGCUGCAAACAGAACAGAACAAUUGUUCCAGGAUAAUGAACUGUUUCAAUAAUAAUUCUUCAUCAGCUGGAAAUGAUAUGAAAUACAUUACAUUACAUUCAAAUGCAAUACAGAGAUUGAAAUGACAGGCCUGCAUAUGAACAACCAAUAAUAAAUACAUAGCAAAUUAAUUAUCCCCAAAUGUACAUCAAAUAGCCAUGGAUCAGCAAUCACUUAAAAGUGUAGCAUUAUAAAGGCUAUCCACCGGUGCAAUGAAUCACAUAUAAUUUCAGGAAAUUUAAAGCUACAGUACCCAACAUCUAGCAAACAGAACACAAACAGUAGCCAUCUUAUCAAAGAACUUAAAUAAAACAAUUGAAAUCUAAUUCAGUAUUCAAACCCCCUGGGUGCAGAGAUUAAAAAUAGGUAAGUAAGUCUGGUUUCUUGUUGGUGCAGUAAUUUGACUCCUCAUCCCAAAUUUUCUCUGAUUAACCCAUAGGACUGUGUAAAGUAGGUCUGUGUCUGCAUGAUGAUGUUUUACAAAGUGCUCAACUAAAGGUGUCUCCUGGUGGCAGCAGAAGCAAUGGGGGUAGACAGGGUUCUACCUCUUGCCCUUCCGCUGCCUAAGGCUGCUGCUUCACCCUGCCUCUGUAGAGACCGAAAUAGUUAAAUCAUUUAGUUAACUUGUCUUGAAAAGAAACUGCUAGGCAGAAAGGAAACAAGGCUUGUAUUGCGUUUGAAUCCUUUGUGGUGGCUUCUGCACUGGGGUUGCCACCUUGUACGCAAUAACUGCAUGUUAAUUCAUACCUUGUUAUUACUGACCCCCACUAAGGAAACCUAGAUAUUUCCCUACACCUCAUGGUUCCCUCCAUUCUUCUCCUGAAGUUCAUAUCUACAGGAACAGUCCUAGCCCAGAACACUUUGCUCUCCAUGAGCCUUGGAGAAAACAGACAAACAUGCACACCCUUUGGCAAUCUUUUCAUGCACAAAGAAGAGUAUUUGCAGCCCCCUGCCAUACCUGGUUCAUGCGUUUGAAUGCAGAAACCCCCAGCUUCAAUCUCUGAUGCUUAGACGUAAGGCUAGGGAAAAACUUUUAUCUGAAUCCUUGGAGAGACACUGCCAAUCAGUAGAGAUAAUACUGAGUUUGAUGGACCAAUGGCCUGACUUUGUAUAAGGCAACUUCUUAUGUUCCUAAAAUGGUUGGAUCAACAGCAGGCACAAAGAAUUCAGAAGGCACUAGUAGUGGAAUCUGUUUAUACUCCUCUAGAACAACCCCAAGCGACAUGCGGCUAAUAAUGUGUUAACAAAGUAUUUAUACACAAUUCACAAACAGAAAAUAUAUGAGAGUCACAAAUAAUAGGAGUCAAAUAAAUGUUCAAUGAACAAAAAUAGAAGGUGUAGUCGGUCAGUAUCAAGGAACACUGAGAUGGAGGCAAAAUGCCUUUCAACAUUCAAAAUCCUGCAAAUAUGCGGUGAUAGGUGCGCCAAACAUAGAACAGUUUUUCCGGAUAACGAACUCUUUCAAUAAUGAUUCUUCAUAAGCUGACAAUAACAGAAAUUGAAAUACAUUAAAUUCAAAUACAAUACAGAAAUUGAAAUGACAGACCUGUAUAUAUACAAACAAUAAUAAAUAAUAAAUACAUACCAAAUAAAUUGUCCCUACAGGUACAUCAAGUAGCAAUGGAUGAGCAAUCACUUGAAAGUGUAAUAAGCUGAUACUGUAGGCAUAACCCUAGUAGCAUUAUAAAGGCUACCCACAGGUGCACUGAAUCACAUACAAUUUCAGGAAAUUUAAAGGUACAGUAUCCAAAAUCUAGCACAGAGAAUACAAACAGUAGCCAUCUUGUCAGAAAACUUAAAUAAAACAAUUGAAGUCUAAUUCAGUGUUCAAUGCCCCCUGGGUGUAGGGAUUUAAAUAGGUAAAUCAAUCUAGUUUCUUGUUGGUGUAGUAAUUUGACGUAAUCUCUCCUCAUCCCAAAUUCUCUCUGAUUAACCCAAAGGACUGUGUAAAAUAGGUCUGUAUUUGUAUGAUGGUGUUUCACAAAGUGCUCAGCUAGAAGUGCUUCCAUGAUUUGAUUCCUAAUGCGGGAUCAAUGCUCUCCUAUAGAGACACCGACCGCUCGUGUGGUCAAUCGAAUGUAAAGCAGAUUGCAAGGGCAUUUUAUAAUUAGGUAUACACCUCUAGAGCAGAUUACAUCCCCAUGCAAGAGUCGCUGAUGGGUAGUCUCACCUCGGUCACAGCCUGCCUCAGGCAAAUUACUCUCUUAGGGUUGUUUCACGCUGUAUGGAGCAGAAUUUUUUUUAAAAGACAUCUGCCUGGGAUUUUAGGAAAGGGAAAUUAUGUACACUGGACUCCACAUCUGGAAUCUUCUGUACUCUCUGUAUCUGCUAUUUAUCUUCUUUUGCUAAAACCUGAUGUGGGUUGGCUGCAACCUCCAUAGGCUGCCUAUCAGCAGCUAUCAAUCAUGUGCUGUGUAGAGUUGCCACUUCCUACUCAAGUGCCAAAUUUUCCCAUCAUUGCAAGUCGAUGAUGAGGAACCAUCACACCUCUGGAAUUUCCCUCUGUCCCACAGCCUGGCACAUCAGGAAACAAGGUCUCUCAGCCUUUCCCUGUCUGGAAAAUGAGUACCUAUAGGGUUGUUGUUAGAGGUGGAAUUCUUAGGAGGGCCUUGUGGGUUGUUUUGAGGCACCUCACACACUUUGAGGUCCAAUUGCAGAUCCUUGUGGUGACGGGUCAUCACUCAGCAUUAAGCACCCAGGCUGACAAGUGGCAAAAAUCUGAGGUGCUCUGUGGUUAUAUCCACACUACACAUUUAAAACACGUGUUUUCCCCAAUCCCAAAGAAUCCUGGGAACUGUUGUUUGUUAAGGGUGCCGGAAAUUGUAGCUUUGUGAGAGUUGAAGUACAGUUCCCAGGAUUCUUUGCGGGAAGCCAUGCGCUUUAAAUGUAUGGCGUGCAUGAGUGGAAUAUAACCUUUCAGUUUUAAAAAAAAUUAAAACAUUAGCUCAAGUUUCUGUUAACUGCAGCACGGCUUGUAAUCAUGCAACAUUGGAAAACAGAAAAGGAGAGUCCUCUGCACAACCGCAUCAACAAUGUUUGGGAAGUGUUCAACUUGGAGACACAGAGAGCAGUGAGGGUUAGAAUCAUAGAAUUGUAGAGUUGGAAAUGGGAUAAUUUUGGCAAUCUGUGGCUUCCCUUUUUCACAUUUUUCACCUGCCUCCCAUUCCAACAGUGCAUGUUUGUGUGUAAGGGAGUGGGGGCUAUGUUUUUAUUCAGAACUAGCCUUCGAACUGGACUCAGGUUGCAACGAUUUAUGCAUGCGAAAUACCUACUAGUUUAUAUACGAGGCCUUUUAUCCUUGGAGCGUCAGUAUCCAUAGGAGCCAACUCCUAGGGGCCAAGGUCCCUUCAGCUCCCCAAUAAAAUAACUGAGGGGCCUUCCCCCCGUUCAUGGGCACCACCAUUCAAAUGGAGUGUGUGUGUUGUGAUCGAUUAUUAUGAACGGUUUACCUCUCUCCCCCCAAUAUUUUAUUCAAGUUGGCGCCCUUGUCCGUAUCAUUGGAACUGUGUAUUUCUCACUUAAAAUCAACAAUGACGUAUUGAAAACAAAACAAACAUUAGCUCAACUUAACUUUCUGUUGCUUUGCUGUCAACCUAAAGCAAGCGAAAGGUACUGAGUGCGAAAGCGCUCGGAGAAGCCCGAGUUCAAGCCGGGGGGAGUUCCCCUCGUCGUCACCGCCGCCGCCUCCUCGCAAGCGGAGGCCGCAGCUUCGGCGACUCCUCCUCCCGAGGGCCGGGCCAGGCCGCGUAUAAGAAAGCUGAGCGGCGGCGGGGCGGGGAAGGACGGGACACUUGGUUACCGCGCCGCCGCCGCCGCCACCGGACCAGCCUUUGCUCUUGCGCCUUCCUUCGCGGACCCCACGACGCCAUGAAGCCCAGUCGCCCCGCCGGCCUGUGCGCCCCCGCUCUCCUGCUGCUCUUGUUGCUGGGCGCCGCCGCCGCCGAGUCGGUGAGUCGCUUCGGGGCGUCCCGGGAAGAAGGGGUGGCGGACGCGGGGGAGUCGCCGGCAUUGAUUUGGUAGCGGGCGCGCGCGAUUGUAAGGAGGCAGGCAAGGCUUGGUAUUUUCCGAAGCGGGGGGCGGGGGGGGGGGAAUCGGUAGCGGGGAAUAAUUGGAAUGUGUUGAUUCUGCCGCGCCCCCCCCUUCCGUCGCACACGCUAACUUGUGAACUUUUGCACGAGGGGCGAAGAGGGAGAGUCUGCAAACCGCCCCAUUCCCUCGCCCUCCCCCAUUGCUUUGGGAACGGGACUUUGAAACGUGCGCUUACUUCUCCUUAAUCUUUCCUGGUGCUGCUGCUGCGGGCGCGGUAACGGGGUGCGGGGGGGCAACGGAGGUCGCCUGCUUGCCUGCCUGUCCCCUCUAACGUUGGGACGAAAUUCUGCUGGCUCUUUUUGGGAAAGUGGGAUGGGGUUGGUUUCCCCCCUUGUUUUACCCCAUGCACGCCCCUCUCCAAAUCCCUGGAGCUAUGGAUGGGAGCUGGGAAUGAGACUCCCCCCCCCCCCCCGUGAAGCGAGGAGCAUGCACAUUCCUUCUCCCUCUCCCAGUCCGUUUUCGCUUGUUGUUUUCCUCUUCCACCGCUACUUGACCCCCUCCCCUAGUUAACAGUGGAGUAUCCCCCCCCCCCACUUCAAACGCCUGGCGGCUGCUUAACGCUUUCCCCCCUCUCUUAUUCCAGUGAGGCUGAUGGGGUGGGUGGGAUAGGCGACCCUUACUCUAUUCCCCACUUUGCUCCCCUUGCGCCCGCUCGCCCGCUGGCUUUCGUCAUCCUCUUGACUUGCCUUGCGGCUUCCUCGCCUCCCUCCCUCCCUUUCUCCUACCCUCUCAUCUCAAGUCUCCAAAUACCAGGACAUUUUGGCAAAUAACGUGCCCCGCUGCCUUAUUUAGCACUUCCUCUCGCUCAUAGCUGUGGAAUGAGUAACCGCUGACCGAAAGCCUGGCUCUGUUGCAAUUCCCUAACGUCAUGCAGAACCCAUUAAGUGAAAUCCCCAGGGCUCUGUCAUGGUACAAAUCGGGAGUUUUCUUGUAGGUCUGGAUUUGAUAAUUUUCCUUCUCGGUUGUUCUCUGACAAUAGGAGACCUUGGGUUGGGUUUUUUGUGUGUGUGUGUGUGUGUGUGUGUGUGUGUGUGUUUUCCCUUUUGCUCCUCCUCUCCCGCCAACCAUAAUACACCUUUACAGGUAGAUAUUUCUCAGGUAAACACCCUUGCCUCUUGACCUUUGACCAUGCCGAAUACACACUCGCUAGAAUAUGUUUGCUAAGACUAUGCAAAACCGUUGUGGGGUGGUGAGAGCCUUGUUUCAGUUAACUUAAUGGUGUUGUAUAGGCUUGGCAGGAGAAAUUUUGCAUCUGAAGGGGUGGGAGAAGGUUCCUGAGAGUGCAUGGAGUGGAAUAAAAGAAUAAUUCCAACUGAGUUAUGACUCCCGGCGCUGCUCCUAGGAAGGAUGUGACAGUAUUUUAGCAGCUCUAAUAAAGAGACUUUGCUACCUCUUUCUGAAGUUGGGAGUGGUAGCGUGCAUAAAAUAAGAUUGAUUUAUUUAAUCCCUCGAUAAGAACAGCCUGCUGGAUCAGGCCAGUGGCCCCUCUAGGCCAGCAUCCUGUUUUCACGGGGGCCAAACAGAUGCUACUCUCCCCUCCUGCGGUUUCCAGCAACUGAUGUUCAGUAGCAUUCCUGCUUCUGACUGGAGGCAAAGCAUCACCAUCAUGGCUAGUAGCCAUUGACGGCCUUGCUCUUCAUGAAUUUGUCUAAUCCAGGGGUCAGCAAACUUUUUCAGCAUGGGGCCGGUCCACUGUCCCUCAGACCUUGUGGGAGGCUGGACUAUUUUUUUUUGGAGGGGGGAAAGAACAAAUUCCUAUGCCCAACAAAUAACCCUGAGAUGCAUUUUAAAUGGAACACACAUUCUACACGUGGGCCGGAUUUAGAAGGCGAUUGGUCCGGAUCUGGCCCCUGGGCCUUAGUUUGGCUACCCAUGGUCUAAUCCUCUUUUAAAUACAUCCAAGUCCGCAGUCACCAUUGACUCCUGUGGGAACGAGUUCCAUAGUAACUCCCUUUUUGAUAGGGAUAGAUUUGUUUUAAUCUUUCCCUCUGUGGUUUAUUUAACAUUUACCUGUGCUGUCUCCUUACCAAUCCAAGCCUUUCUUUUUUGCUUGGACCAAAAGCACAACUUGUGGAAUUCCCUCCCCUUAGAGCUGGGUCUGGCACCUUCAUGGUGAUGUCUUUGUGUUAUGAGCCUUUUUCUGCAAAUGGCAGGGGUGUUCCUUGACCUUCUUGUAGAUCAGGUUCAGCCUACAUCAUUUUGCUGUAGUUGGACAUAGGCAACAGAAAUAAUUACGUACGAGUUGCCUGGAAGUACUACAGCACGUCUUUGCUACUUUGCCUGAUUGCUCUUAAUGUGCUGCAUUUAGUUUGUGGAAAACAUAACUUCUUCAUAUAUUGAUGUGAUAUGAACUCAUUUUGUUACUGCGAUGUCGUAAAUUGUUUAUUCGUUUGUCGUGGAUAUUCCUUUCAUGCACCAGUAAAGAAACCGUCUUGGGAAACUUCUUCCAGGGGAUCUGGAGUUUUGGGUGUGUUCCCUCCCCGCUUCAGUAGGUCUGAGGGAAUCUCAGGUAAUUUUGAAUUAAGGCUCUAGGAUCUAUCAGCAGCUUUUGUUCAGAGACUUGCCACUAUCUUUAAACAUUCCUUCAGCUCCCUUAUCAGUCAGAGAUGCUGUUGACAUGCGGCUUGAGUGUUAUCAAAAUAUCUGGUCAUCUUCUGCUUUUUACUUGCAGUCCUGUUAACUACCUGGCCUGAAGUAGAUGGUGGGUCCAAAUACACAGGAAUGUACUCCCCCACUUUUUUUUUUUUUUUUUUUGCAAUGGCCCCAUUUAGUGACAGGAAGAUUAUGUGGAGUUUUCAGUAGACUAAUCCACGUAUUCACUUGUGGCAGUUGUCUCCUUUUUUAAUGUUGUAUUUUACUACUUUGUUGAUUGGCAUAUAUAACACUUUAAAAAGUUGUCCAGUAAAUUCAUUACCCUCCAAGUAUUGCAAUAAAAAGGAAGGAUGUAAAUCUAAACAAAUAUUUCCUGAAGCUGCUCAUCCAAUGCAUACAUGAAUCUUUGUCAUGGAGAAUCAACCAGGUCCCCGGUGUUACAAGAGUAAAGGAGCCAGUGAAAUUGGCUUUCCUCUGCAGUGUUAAAACAGUAGUAGAAUUUCCAAAAACUUAAGUAUCUGAUUGGCUCCGCUUCACAUUUUGUAAAGUAGUGCAGCAUUAUUAAUGAAAAAACUGGUUUGUCCCGUCCUGCUGCCAUGAACCCCUCAGGCUUGUUCUUUCUAUUCCUGCUCAGUUUCUUCUUCUGUCUCUCUCAAUCAAAUCAGCAUUGUUAACCUGAAUAUGUAACUUUAUUUUUUGUUUGUACCAUAUGAUUUGGACAGGCUCGGGCAGAGUUCAGGUGUGCCCUCAUUUGCCUGAUGUGAUAUAACUACCUGUUCUGCAAAGGCAAAAUAAGAAUGGGCCUUGACAGCUAUUCCAAAUGUUCUUGCUUCAUCACAAAGGCAAAUUAGAUGCUAAUACAACAUUUCCCCAUAUAGGCAGUAUAUGGUCAAGCGGCACACACAGCUCUUGUGUGGCCAGUGGGAGCCAAUUAGAAUUUGGACAAUCCCAGCUUUUCACUUCUUAGGAGUUUCUAGUCUUCAUGGUUGCAGGGUUAUCAAAUAGCUGAAAAUACAAAGGAACUGGAAACAUGGUAAGAAGUACAGUUCUGAUUUCUGUUUUCCAUAAUCUUCCAACGUUAGGACUGUCUCUUCCACACUUGGCAGGGGGGGGGGAAUCCUGAAGAAGAACACUGUAAAUCAAGUUAACUAUGAAAAAUUAACAGCUGCUAGACAUGUACAGAUGAACUACAGUCACUUUGGUCACAAGUAAUUAAAAGUGUAAAUUGAGUAGCUCUUGAGCUCAUCAAAGACUGCUAGUAUAACCUCAGUUGCAAGUUAUCUGAACAUGUUCUAGAUGAGAGAUGGGGAAUAUUGUUGGAUUCCAGAUCCCAUUAUCCAUAAUCAUUGACUGCUGACUGAAGCAGAUGGGCAUUCAAGUCUUUCAAGUCUAGCAGCAUCUUGAAGGACUACAAAUUCCCCAUCCCUGUUUUAGAGAGAACAUCCUCACUAUGUUUCUCUCCCCACUAUGUUUAGGAGGAAAGAGGUUCAAAGCAUUGUGAGAUUGGCAAAUCAAGACUCUGUUACUAAGACCCAUGCAUUUAAAGCACAUCCAACUCCCAUUUAAAGCACAUUCCUUCCCCCAAGACUACCAUUCCCAGGAUUUGGGAGGGGGGGAAUGUGUGUUGGAUGUGCUUUAAAUGCCACUGUUUGGAUCUGCCCUAAGUAGCAAAAGUGGGGUGGACUUGUUGACCAAUGCAUUUGGGGCCGCAGGCGGUAGAUAUAUUACUUACCAUUUGUGAUGCAAGCUUUGCCCCACAGUGUGAUAACACGGUUGAUCUCUUUUUAAAAAAAUGUUUAUUAAUGUCUUCUACAGUAACAAAAGACAAAAAAAAAUGUGCAAUUUGGGUAUUAUGGAGUACAACAUAAUUACAAAAAAUGCUAGGUCCACUGUAUGUCUAAAACCCCAAACCAUAUCCCUGUAUUUUCAAAUAACCAUGUGAUGAAGACAGGGUUGCUACAGACUGUCUAAACCUGCCAUUAAUAAACUUAAAAAAUGGAUACCAUUCUUCCCUCUGCCCUUCCCUCCUCCAUUACAAUAACAAUAAGGAAAGAAAAAAAUUUCAACUACAAACAAUGAAAAAUUGUCCUGGCAUUGUAUUAUAAUAAAGUUUCAUUCAGUUACAGUAUUCUAAAAGAUACCAUUUUUUAUCAAACAAAUUGAGUUCAGUGUCUCCUUGAAUUGCUUGAUAAGUUAGAGGUUUCCGAAAGAGCUAUAUUCCUUUUAUUGUUAUGCCACAUCUCUUUCGGCACUGGCUCUCAAGAUUUCCAAUGGGAUCCUGUUACUAGUCUCAUGGCAUCUAAUAGCAGGUAUACCAAAGUCAUGUGAUGCUGUAGGAUUUCAGCCACUUUCUCACACUGUGUUGACUUACUGCUGCCGGGCUAGUGGUAGCCCCAUCAGAUAUUCUUUCUAGGCCUCUUUCUACCGCCAGUGUCUCAUAAUUAACGUAUGGCUCUGGGUGGGAUGUGCAGUUGUGACAAACAUCAUAGAGUUCUAGAGAAAUAGUUGCAUGGGUUGGUACCUACCAGCUUUGUUUCAAAUUCUUGGGCACUACUUGACUGCUAAACCGCCCACCUUUCAUAGCUGUGAGUGUAACAUUUAUGGCUUGCUGAUUUCCUUUAACGCUGUAGUACUUUCAGACCUAGAUUCACGUUAUGUGAAAGUAGUUCAGAGCCGUGGUCGUGAUAGUCCAUUGCAAAAUGUUGUUUGGCUUAGUUUUGCAUUGAAUUGUCAUAUCCCCCUGCUUAAGAAAGGCUGAGUUGGGCAAACCUGCGCCUUAUACUAGCCUAACAGUGAGAACACCCAGAGCUAGGUAGUUGCAUUGUCAAGCCAAGAGGUCCCUCCACAUAUGUGUAAUUUAUCAGAUUUUGGUACCAGAAAAUAAGACACUUGCUAUCCAGUUCUGCUGCCAUCACUUAACAACCUGGGCUGCCAUGAUUGUCAUCACUUUUUUCAGCCAAGAUGUUCAUGGUAGUUGAAAAUACAUCUCUGGUUCCAUAAAUCUUAAUAGUGGUUGACAUGGCAGCUGUGGUGCUUUGUGACUGAUUAGAAAAACCCUUGUUCAGCUGGAGAGCGCUGUCUCUGCCCAGUAUGUCAAACUGGGUUGGGAAAGAUGCCAAUAUGUGGGAAAGUGUAUGACACACGAUUGUGGUUCAUUGGUGCUGUUGGCAAGUUCCUACAUGAGACUGAAGAUGAGUUAAUGGAAACUUACUGGGGAGAAGGGAGGGACAACCUCCAAGCAUUGUGCUUACGUCACAUAGGAAUUUGGGGGGGGAGUAGGAGAAAGAGAAGGCAUUGCAACACGUUUGGGAACGGGCUGACCUCCCAUCUGUGUGUGAUACAGAGAAACAAAGAAGGCUACUUGUUAUGCCAAUAACAGGAAUUGAUUGAGGUGAGAGGGUCUUGUGGCGGACUGCUGAAGAGUCUUAAGUGCAUGUUAAACGUACAAGAAGUUUUCCUCUUGUAUCAGACACUAUUGUAAACCAGAGAAGUUAAACUGUCCUUAGUGAUCCUGACCUUCUGGCAGCUGUUAUUGAUGGCAUUUGGGCUGAUUGCUUAGACGUGGAGUAAUGCAAGCCCUGAGAAAAGAAGCUUGAAAAUAUUUGGAUUCAAAUGGGUUUGUUGUGGCGAUGCUGAUAAGCUCAGCUCCUCAGAGCAGAGCAGGGACACAGUCUGGAAAACAAUUCCCUAAGAAGAGGGAAUUUAUGAUUCUAUUUCUUUGGAGGUCUUUAAGCAGAGGCUUGACAACCAUAUGUCAGGAGUGCUCUGAUGGUGUUUCCUGCUUGGCAGGGGGUUGGACUCGAUGGCCCUUGUGGUCUCUUCCAACUCUAUGAUUCUAUGAUUCUAGGCAAUAGUUGUUCCUGUGUCUUUUAAAGUGUAAGCAACAACUUGAAUGCAUUGAUACACAGCGGAUAACUUAAUUAUACGACCUUUGGCCAUGUUGAAAUAACACAUUUUUCAUGUUGCAAGCCCUUUAAGUGUAUUUUUGUUUUUACCAGACUCAAAUCAGUUUAAAUUAAAACAGAGGUGCAUUCCUGUGACCAGUUCAGCAGAGCUAUUUCUGUAGAGGCAGAAGGAGAUGGCAAAAUCUGUUCACCUUCAUGCAAGUGACUUUUUCAGUUUGUCUCCGACCCUAGUGCUUCUUGCACUAGAAUGUUUUGGAGUAAUACAUCAUCUUUAUUGGCUUUUUUUUUAAGGACUAGGGUCUGCUCUUCUGCUCCCAAGGUAUUUCUGACUACCUGAGAAAAAUAAUAGCUGUCUGCAGUGCAGGAAGCAUAGACAAAAGACAACAACAGGUUUUUUUUUCUUAUUUCCCUUCUUAUUUCUCUCUUGUUUUCCUAUUUCUUUCUUCCCCAGCUACAUUGACAUGUGAUGGUUAAGGAUGGGGAGAAACAGAAUAGCUGGUAGGGACUAACUUUAUUAUGGAAAACAUAAAGGCUUCAUUGGAAAUAAAGUUAAACAAAAACACCACUACUGCAUCUUGGUAAUGAAAACUUUAGAGAUUUGCAGCACAGUCCUUUGCACGUCUACACUGAUAAGUCCCAUUAAGCUGAAUAGGGCUUACUCUUCACCUAAGUGUGUGUAGGAAUGCAGUCUGUGAGUGCACGAAAUAAUUUGUAUUAACUGAACUUGGCAGAACCUGUGUAUAAGCUCUUGGAGGCUCACACAUAUUUACAGUGAGCAGGUGGCAUUUAGGACGGCAAACAUUUGACAUGUAUGUAGGACCGAAGGUGUGGACCUGUUGAAUCCAGUAGAAGGAAUUGUGUAUUUGCUUGGCCUUAUGCCAUGGAAAGAUCUGUGGACACAGAAUUACAUAUAUGCCAGUGUGUGCAUUUUGUGGAUGGCCUUUCUGAAGCUGUGAAUUGCUAACUGUCAGCACCCCCACCCAUUCAUUAGUAGUGGUAGCAGGUCUUGUGCUUGACUCAGAUUUCUGAGAACUGCACGUUAUUUGGAAAACUCCCUGAUUCAGUAGCUACAACUGAGCAUGUGAAUGAGUGUUCUUUUCAUAUAAAAGUGACACUGAAUCAGCUUCCAUUGAUGUGUUGCAGUUCUGGCAAGUGAUCGCAGAAGCUGCAUAUGUAAAAGGGGGAGAACUGGCAAAGACCAGAACUCUCUUGUCCAAAAAUUCCAAGCUAAGGCGGAUACUCUUCUCUCACUCCUUAAGCAGCACUCUGCAAUCUGCUGGAUUAUGUUAUGAAUGCCUCUAAUUUUGACUACACAGGUUUGGCUGCUCCUAUGAACAUAGGAAGGGUUCUGCUGGACUAAGUCAAAGGCCUAUCUUGCCUAGCAUCCUAUUUUCCACAGUGGCCAAUAGAUGCCCCUGGGAGGACUCCAAGCAAAGACAUGGGCUCAGUAGCAGACACCUCCUUAUAUUUACCAGUAACUGGUAUUAAGAGACAUGCUGCCUCUUAACAGCGAAGGGAUAUGGUAAUGUCUUGAGUCAUUGUGGAGAGCUUCUUCUGUUGGUUGGCCUCUUCCACCCAGCUGAUGGACUGGCAGAGUCAAUAAGUUAUCAAGAUUCCCUUUCUGAACAUAAAAACCCUAGAAAUUUUACAGAAUGCCAAAAGGGUUGAUGUAUUGAUCUGCACAUGCUUAGAUUUCGGCUAAAUAAAGAAAAGACUUAGCAUCCAGCAAAACAGCACUAGGAGUGAAUAUGCGGCAAAAGUGGCGUUGCCAUUGUAGCUCGGCAAAUGAUUUCAUUUUAUAAAAAACCCAAAACAAGGGCAUCUAAAGAAGUAUUUUGACCACUCUUUUCCCUUGUUCUGUACUUCCUACUUUUGAUUAAUCCUCACACUGUUUGGUAUUCCUCAGAUUUGAUAGGGAUUCAUGUAGGUGGGCUUCAUUUAAUGGAAGAAUUCCUUAGUUCCACUGACUCCUUUCUUUGUGCUGCCCAUUUUCCUUCAGCUAUGGCAAUGCAAAGAUUGGUUCAGUGCAGUGCUUGGUGUGCUGUUAUAAUAGUGGAAAGUACCUGAUGCUUUGGACUGUAAACAUUGCUUAUUUCCUGUGAUUCUGGAAAGCAUCAUUGUCUGGAAAAGUCACGGGUAUUAAUCAGAUGUAGAAGAGGAAGGCUGUGCUAAUCUCUAGGCCCCCUGAUUAGAUUAAAUUAUGUAAAGCAGAAACCCCUGCAAGAAACAGCUGUGCAAACAAACCUAGACAAAGUGUUGCUACCUGUAAAAAAUUUUUCCUGGUAUCUUGCUCAUCAGGACUUAAGUGUGGGGGUGCCAGAUAGACGAACAAUUAAACGUACCUUAGCGAUGGGAAGCUAACAGGAUCUUGGAAACCAGUUGAGGAUGGUAGUUAAAACGGUAGAGCAUGGAGCAUCUUUGCGUAGGGGAGAACUCAAAAGGUCGCAAGGAGCUAUGAAUCGGCCAUGGUUGCUAGUCAAGAUGGCUGUAUCCAGCUUCCAGGAUAGGAUAACCUGUCUCUGGGUACCAGUUGCACAACAACUAUGGGAGAGGUCUCUUGCCCUUGUGGACCUCUGGCUGGCAACUGUGGCAAAUAGGGUGAUGCACUAAGCAGACCAUCUCAUUUUCUUAAUCUUUUGUAAUUUAGAUGUGGUUCUUCUUCCACACACACGGACAAUUUAUUGCACUCGGGUCACCUAUCAAAUGUCUUGGAUCUGCUGAGAAAAGUGGUACAUUUUCACCUCCCUUCCUGCGUUGUUUUCUUGGAAUCUCCAACUUGCAAGCAGUCAGUCAUGAACACAAGUGUGUGCACAAAGAGAGUUGUAUUUGCACAAGGUGGGUAGGGGUAAAUCCUUACCCCAUACUGUUUCUCUUGUCCCGAACAGAGUGCUUGGAACAUGGGGCAGAGUGAGUUCAGGUGUGAAAACCUAAAAAGCUUAUCUACAUGGUCUCAACUCAUUAAAGCAGUGGAGUAAACCCUGUGGAGGCCCCUAGGCAGUCAAAAUCCUGGGACCUACCUCACAUUGAACUAAGAAGGCUUGAUUGUAGCUUACUUUCAACAUCAAAUCAAUAUUAUUUUGAUCCGUGGUUGCUGGGUCCCCAUAGGCUGGUGCCUCCUCUUCCUACCUGGUAAUCCAGCACUACAUGAAAGCCAGUGUCUCAAAAUGCCAUGUAACCGUUGUGCUGGUGUGGCUUUUGGGGCUUUCUGCACAGUAAGAUCUUCUUAGGAUGUGUAAGACAGUUGAAAUAUGCACGACUGUAAUUUCACCAGAGAGUCUGCUGAUGGGAGGAUUCCCUUCCUUCCUUGGAACUAGCGAGUCACAAGAUUGAACCAAGUGAUACUUCUGCUUUCCCGACCUGGUUGGCCUUGUCAGAUGUGACCUCACCCUUCACCUCAGCAAAGGCAUUUUGAAGAAAGCUUGGUGAGUCAGAACAGACUGCUGAUAGCAAGUUUCCUAAAUGCUCUGAAAGUCUUAAGCAACACUUUUCUAAGGCAUAGGCCUUAGAAUCCAAUAACCUGAGAAGCAUAAAAGUUUACCUUGGCUGAGGGACCACAUAAGCUGCCAAGCUGUUACGUGAGCCCAGCGCAGGUGGGGGAGAAAUGAUGGGGACGUGCCAAUUUGGGGCUUUUUAAGGGUUGCCUUUGCAGCUAUUGUCAAUAUGGCUCUGUCCAAACAUCAUAUUCUGUUUACUUGAGUCACGUUAGGUAAAUCUAGUGAGCUUAGUGCACUUGUAAAGCUGACCUAUAUGGGCUAAUAUGAUUUGAAGUCCUGUAGGGCAAUGCUGUUGGCUAAAGCUUGCACAUGACUUGCAAGCAGAAGAAAUUGGCCCAAGGGGGUGAACUAAAAUGGCUGUAACAUCCCUUCAGAACGUAAAUAGCUUCAACUUUCAUCAUGAAAGCAGCAGUCCUCUAAACAUUGAUUCAAGUCCAUUUUCUUUUGCUGCUAAGACACUGAGUUGGCUCAGUUUUGCAGGAACAAGAAGGAUGCAUAUGCUCUUCCCUAGUGUGCUUUGCUUCAAUUAGCUCCUGGUUUAGUCAAACCAUAGUUCUACAUCUGAAUUGGCAAACUAUGGUUUGGAAAAGGAAAAUGCAGCUUUGGGGGGGGGGGGCGGAGGGAACGUGGGCUAAUUCAGAUCAGGGCUGGGAAAGGGUUGAACUUUCUCCAAAUUUAGCAAGGACACAAACUCUUAAUGAAAAAAUGACUCAAAGAGGAGCAGAUUUUGAAUGUAAAUUUAAAAAGUACACCGUGAUCUCUUAACUUUUUGCAGAAUAGGGUUUUUUUUAAAAAAUCUCCCCCUAGCCAUUUUUUAGGGAGACACGUAGAAAUGACUGGGAAGACAACUAUACUGAACAGGGAAAACUUCCUAAACUUGUUUGUUUUAGGGCACCCAUUUGAUGUUGACUUGCUUGACCAACACUGUCCUGCUCUGUGGUGCCCUUCAUGAAUAUUCUGUGCACCUGCCCACUCACAGGUGUGUGCACCUAUUCACCUGGCCUUGCCAUUGCCUCAUAUGUAAAUUGGUGAAGUCUAGAACAGCCCCAUGCAGCUGCACGUUGCAGUGUAAGAUCAAGAUGGGGUAGCAAUCUGUUUUGCAGGGAAGCUAUUGUUGAACUUGCCUUUGAAGAGUCUUUGAUAAGCUCUUGAGGAACCCGGAGGUGUUCCCCAGAACUUAGCUUGAAAGCCGUUCCUGUGUGACAAAUCCCCUUCAGAGGUAUGAUUCAAGAUGAAUUCAAUAAAUUACCUGUUACGGAAAUCCAGCUUAAUAAAGGCAGAAUAAUUAGUGUAAUACAGAGAAACAUAAUAGGUCUUGGUCUUCAGAGCUAAGAUGAAACAAAUGAACUUGGUGCUUGUAUUGGUGACAAUACCUGUAGCUUAGCUUAUCCUCAAGUCCUGCAAGAGCAUUGGUGACAUGUAAUUCAGUCCUUUGCAUCUGUGUACUAGCUGUGAAACUUAACUCUUGCACCACCACCCACAUGGUUCCUGCGGACUACAGAGGAGAGGUGAAUCAGUGGAAAUCUUGUUUCUGCUUUCUCCAUCUUGUCAGCAGGAGUAUUUGCUCCCAGGAAUCUCUGGAUCCAGGCCUGAUUGGAUAUGCAGAAUAGCCUGGGGAGUGCAACACUGGGGAAAGGGUGGUCAGAUCAAAAACUUGAUAGCCCUGAUGAUGAAGGCAGAGAUGGAGAGGAAGUAAUAAUGGCCUGGGUGGGGAAAAUACCGGUCAAUCAUUAAUUGUGGGCAAGAGAAAAAAACUAUCCUGUGAAGUGCUAGUUUCUGCGCAACUCCUGUUCACCCCAUCUCUCCCUCCCUGCGCACUGAGCAAAUUAGAUUCAGGCAGCACAAGCUGGCCUAGUACAGUACAACUCAUAGAACAAUUUGCACAUUUAAGCGAACACUUAAAGGCAUACUGCGAAAGGAAGGGCACACGUAGAUCGUCUUAACAGUGUCUGGGAGGGGCCAGGGGUGUUGUCUUAGAUCCCAAAGGUACCACUCCUAUCUGAUUGAGAAGCCAAGAACAAGCAUGCUUUAUAAUCAAGACUGGCAAGAGUCGUAGAGCCACUACAGCCGAUGUUUCACAGGCUUGGGAAUACUCCUUCUAAUCCAUCUGUCCACACAUACGUAGCCUGUCACUUGUGUGUGUCUCUUCUGCACCCAGUGAAGCUUUUAGCAUCUUCGGCUAACCAAAUAAAGCGGUGCCAUAAACAAAACCUGACUGGUAAUUCUGCCUCCGCUUCUUUUCCCACACUUUUGUAAAAGCUGCACCCUAAACGCGUUGCCUUGAAGUUGGGCAGAUGCAGGCAUUCAGUGUGUGCGUCAGCUUCUGAGAAGACCGAAUACCAGGAAUUCACAGGAUGGGAACGCAUCUCUCCCCCACCCCCGAACUGAGUUGCUUUCCAUUUGCAAAUGGUUAGUGGCAAACUGCCACCUUCUUCCUUGAGUUUGUUGGUCCAGGUCCUUGUACUUGGUGCUGCCAGCCCAAUAGCUCUGACAGUUUACCCCACCUGCUUAUGUACACAUUGCUGGGAAGUACUAGCUAAGGCUGGCUAUGGAAGAUUUAAUUGCCUGCCCCGUUAAAAGCGGUGCAUGGCAGGGCUCUGUCUCUUUGAGAUUUUGCAAAUUGGAGUCUGCUGUCUUUCAGCAGAGCCUGGAGGGGAAUCUGGAUUUUGGGGCUUGGAUCUAUAGAAGUGAGUAGUUCUGAAAGCUGCUAGAGUCACAAGCAGGCUUCCCCUAAUAAGGCAGCUAAUGGUCUUUGAUGUGCUAGCAGCAGUUUGGGUAGUUGUCGGAAAAGCAAGAAGUGGUGGUUGAGCUGAAAUCAUGAAACAGAAACUCAGAUGUAUAAGCUAGGUGCCCAGUGGCUCCUUAAACCAAGGUUGCAGUUGCCAAAAUGGAAUGUCUAGUUGCCAUUUUUGGGCAAGAUGGCUCUAAAGUCUUAUUUUUCAAGUGAUGGAUUGACUGUGAUUGAUUCUCAGUUAAACAUCUGGCUAGUUCAGAUGGCAACCUUGAGCUAGGCUAAGAGCUUUGAAAACUUAAAGAACAAAAGUCACUUCAUCCAGGGACACUCCACAUGUAUAUUGGCCUAUUCCGACCUCUUUUUCGUAAUGGGGACUGCUCAGGCUGCACAGGAAAAGCAUUUUGGUUCCAGAAAUUCAUUCUGGUUGUGCAGAUAAAAUAUAACUGAUAGAAUUCUACAGCAUUGGAGGGCGGGGUUUAAGUGUGAAAACAGUCCAGAUCCAUUGAUCCCCAGAUGGUGGAGAUAUCAGGCAUCAACCUGGUGCCCAGAUAUCUUCAGUUGGUUGCAAAUGGUUCAAAGCCAGGUGCAAAAAUCGUGUAGCACCUGGCUAAUUUUGAACACUGCUGUGUUAAAGUGAGAAAGGAGCCAGUGGUUAGUACCUCGUUUCCAGGGGGCAUACACAUUAAAUAUAGCUUUUACUAAUAAUCCCUGCACUAACAAUCAUCCUUCGGAAUAUCUGGGUAUGUCUUGGUGCAUAUGAUUUCUGUGGCACUUACAAUAUUUGACUGCCUUGCUGCAGCAGCGCUUGUGGGUAGCAGAAUCAAGGUGUGCAUGUGUGCCUGCACACAGACUGUGCCUGGCAGCUGCAAAGCAAAUCUUUCAGCAAUUUGUAGGCUAGAAAAGCUGCUUCUCCGCCCCUGUGCUCCUCCCAGCCAUGUUUGUUAAUCUCGCUUGGCACUCGAUAUGGGCAAAUCUGCUUAAUGCUCAGAAGAUACGCUGCAACUGGAUUAAAUGCAGAAGUGACAGGCUUCUGUAGUUAAAGGAUUCAGCUGGAGAGCAUAUUAAUAGCAAAGCCUGUAUACGUUGCCAGAAGCUCGUGGAGCUGCAGUGCCCCUCUGGUUGGAAAACAAACAGAACUGCCCAUCAGGCUGACCCUGUGCAGCUCUGUUCAAAAAGCAGAAAAUAAUGGAGGAACAGCAAAAUCCAAAAUCGGCACCCACACAGUUUGCUUUCAUUUUCUAAAGCCAAGCAGGGCUCCUAGGGUGGGACAGUGCAUGGUCAACAAGCCCUGGAGAUUAGCCCCCCACCCCUUUCAGUGCUCCCAGAUCAUUAUGAUAGAUUCGCAAUGUAUUCAUUCAUUGAUUCUGGAAUAUCAGGUAGGUAAGACUAGUAAGGUCUUUGGAAACAGAAAAGAACCCAAUUUCCCUUUAUUAGAAAAGGAAGAAACCUAGCUGCAAACUCCAAAACUGAUACCUGAAACUCUGUGGAAGUCUAAAGGAUCUCCAGAGUUGCCAUUUAAAUUGGCCCAAAGCAAAUGUGGACAGGCCCUGCUCAGACGUAACAUUUUUAGAGACUUUGGAGUUCUUAAAGAAAACACAAUUAUCAAAAUGUCUUGUGUGUUGGAAUUGGGGGCAGUUGGGGCAUAGAAAUGGGACUGCAUGUAGACAGAGUGAAUGGCAAGUGAUUCAUUCUGGGUGCAGCUUCCUAUUGUAAGAAUGGCAGUAAGGGCCAAGCAAGACUACAUAAUGCACCUUCAUAGAAUCAGUGCUGGAUCUAGGGCAGUAUGGGUGGUUCCCUCACACAGGGUGCUGAGCUGAGGGGAGAACAGCAGCAGCAGCAACAACAACCUAUAUUUACACCAGUAGUUACUGAGAAGAUCCAUGAAAAGCAACUGUACCAACAGGAAUUAUUGUGAAAAUAAGAAAUAUUCAGGAAAGGGUGCCAAAUUUUGUCCUCACUCAGGGCACCAUAUUACCAAAGUAGAGUGGUACAUUUUUGCUCAUAUUGGAAAGUGGUUGGCAUUGCAGAUUUAAGUCUUCCCAGGGCACAGAAAUGUAGUUACCACCCUGUUCAACAGGAGUGCCCGUCCAGGAAGGUGAUGGACUCUCCUUCCUUGAAGGUUUUUAAGCAGAGGUUGGAUGGCCAUCUGUCAUGGAUGCUUUAGUUGAGAGUUCUGCAUUGCAGGGAAUUUGGACUGGGUGGUGUUCAGAAUUCAUUCCAACUCUUUGAUUCUAUGGUCUGUUUAGCCUCAGUCUCCAUUUACAACUUGCUCAUAUGAAGUAAGCUGUCUAAUGUUCCUUAGGCCUAGCAACAAACCCUAUGGUUCUUAGUGACCCAUAUUCCCAGCUGCAUCGGGAGUAGCUUAGUAUAAACCAAAGCAGAAUAACUAAACCUUGGGUGUUCAGGAAACACAUUUGAUUUUUUUUUUUUUAAUAAAUUUUUAUUAAUUUUCCAAACAUAAGAUAAGAAAGCAAACAAUACACAAAACACCGACAUACAAACAUAUAAACAUGUAUAAUUUCAUAGCCAUUUUUCAUAAACCUUACUUUCCGGACUUCCCCAUACCUCCCCUUUUCUGCAUCCUUGUUUUAUAUUUCUUCAGCAACUCCUCAAUCAACUAAUUAUUCAAUUCAAUUUCUUUUAAGUUCUUCUAAUAUUAUUAAUUACAGCUGCAGUUCUCUGUUUCCCAACCCCUUGACAUUUUAACAUUCCUGAAUUUUACAACAAGUUCUAAGAUAAACUUUAAAUUUCUUCCAAUCUUCUUCCACUGUCUCUUUCCCCUGGUCACGGAUUCUGCCAGUCAAUUCGGCCAGUCCCAUAUAGUCAAUCACCUUCGUCUGCCAUUCUUCCAGUGUGGGUAGUUGUUGUGUCUUCCAAUACUUUGCUAGAAGAAUCCUUGCUGCUGUUGUCGCAUACAUAAAAAACGUCCUCAGGAAACACAUUUGAGAAGCUAACCUGGGGUUAAAGAGCUGUGCUUAAAAGCAAGCAAGAAAGGAGGCUGCUCUUUGACUUGGUUUGACUUGUAGCUCCCUCAGGACACGGCACAAGCUUGUCCUUCCUGGGGGUUGUGACUGUGGCCACAGCUUGGGGAGAGAUUCAAAAUGGUGGAUGGAGCAAUCCUGUCUCCUGUUCUAUCCUCAAGUUGUGCCCAAAUAUUCUGUUUCUGUUGCUCUGUAGAUAUAGACUCUACUGCUAAGGAAGUUGUCUUUCAAUUCCUUUUUGGCCUCACUAAAGGUCUCUGUUAACUCUCAAAAACUCCUAUGUAUUAUUAUACACAUAAAGAAGUUUUGUGCUCUCCUGGCAUGCAUUUUGAACCACAACUCCCGUCUGGGGAUCGAGCACCAGAUUGGGAAUGGCUGACAUAGGACAAUGGUAUUUCAUUCAAUCGCAUGGGCUCCUCCAGCAGCAAACACAUCUGGGUCAAGUCUGUGUUUGUAUCCGGCUCGGUCACUUUCUUGCAAACGAAUUUAAGUAAUAGCUUAUCAAAGCACACAAAAGAUGGCGCAUGUCUGACUGUAGUCUUGCUCAUCCUCUGAUCUGAUAACACACCCACCCACCGCCCACUUCUGUUAGCCAUUUUUCUAGUCUAGCCUGCUUAGUCUUUCAAGCCUUUUGUCAGCAACAGAUGGGCACAAAGGAAAGUUAUACCUGUGAUUCAUCACAAUGAAUGCAGCCUUAGUUGACAUAUGGGUGUGCCACAGCAGUUAAGAACUGCUUGCUUUGGACUGCCUUGCAAUGAGGACAAAAGCUGGUCGCCGUAUGUGGACCAACUCUCUAUCUCAGAAGUCUGUGGCCUCAAGGACCAAAUUCUGCACACAAAAUGCAUCCCAUCUUGCAGGGUUCGGUUUUCCAUUUGGGUUGCAUGCAGAGUGUCUAGAUCCUGUAGCAUGGCACGGUUGAGAGAUCUGGAAUCUCUUGGUUAGUCCUGAUCAGAAGCAACCACAGGAUACUUCUGCCAUUGACUGCCUCUAUAACUCGUGCUGAACUUGCAUCAGACUAGAGCUGGCAAGAGGACUUGCAAAAGGACUUUCUGACCUGUUUCCCUCAACAUGCCAUUCAUUAUUAGUGCCGUUGGGUCAUCCAUCCAGUGCUGCAGCCUCUUUGGCUGUAUGGGUUCUCAGUUUUUCCUGCGUAAAAGCUUUCUCCUCUGGUAAUAGUAAGUUAAUAAUCAGUUGCUCUUCAGUCAGUGACUCCAGAUACCUUGACACAGAGAAAUUCUACCUCUAUCCGGGCAGAUGGAAAUUUGUCCCUCAGGCGGAAACAAAAAGUAGUUCAGUCCCCAAGCUGGCAAAUGACCUAACGAUUCUGGAAUUGAGUUGUGUGUAUUUCUAAGCUUCCAUAAUGGUCUUUUGAUACCCAAGGUGUACUGAGCUGCAAGGGAAGCUGUCUUACCUCGGAGUAACUCUGAAGGUUGCUACAGGUUCUUUGAACAGUGGAAGGUAAACAGGCUCUUAUGAAACUGCGUAGCUUGACAUCUGAACCUUGGCAAAGUCACUUUGGCUUUUAUGUACCGUGCAACAGCUUAUCUAUUGCUGCUGUUGCUGUGCUAAUUCCAUAUCUGUGGCUGCAUUAGGCCCCAGCAUUUAGUUCUUUUUUAUUUUCAAAGGGCAGCUGCUGAGUUUGCUUUUUAAAUUGUAUGUUCUUGAUGGAGCACUUAAUUCAAGUGAGUUAGUAUUUAUUACGAAAAGAAAAAAGAAAAACCACCCUUUGAUCCUCUUGUCAGCAGAAUUUUCAGAUGGGGGAAGCAAACAAAUCUGUCAGUUCCAACCUUUGUAUAAUUGUGUUAAUUGAAUUCGUAGGCCUUGGGGAAGCAAACAGUGCCGUUUCACAUACGGCUGGCUCCAGGCACCAGCACUGUGGGGGAAGACAGGCCAGACAUUCCCUCUGCCCACUGGCAGCAUAGGGCAAGAUGGUUGCAAGAACUUUAAAUAGGGUUGCUACUGCCAGGUUGUCGUGGUGCCUUUAAAGCUGGCAGCCAGAGAAGUUGCCUGCUCUCUUCACCCUUCCUUGCUGUAGCAAGCAGAGGUUUACUUCGAUGCAUAGGAAGUUUCAGAGUAGAGUGGAUGAAACUCCGCAGGUAGAGAAGAACAAGGCAGCAAAUGACAAUGGACCACAUCUUCUCCUGGCACUAGUUCUGGUAAUGGCCUGGCAACCCUCUUAAUUAUCAAUGGGUUUGCAGUACACCCUGGCACUUGGGCGAUCUACUGUUAUGUGUCACCUUGCCAGCUCGAGUUAGGGCUCUGGUAUGGUGACUGGUGUUGCUGCUUUUCAAUGGUACAUCUUGCAACUUGAUGCAGGAACGCCCCUGUCCUGCAGGAGCCAGCUGUGCAGCCCGUAAACACCUGUGGCUUUUAAACAUGUUCUAAGUUGGUUGAUCAAGCUACAAGCCAUCUUUGAAUCAAGCUAUGAAGACAUCUUUGAAUUCUGCCUAUCUCUGGAACAACCAGUUUGGCAUCUGGUCCAUCAAGACUCUUCCUAUAAAUUAUAUAUAAAUACACAGAGAGAGAGAGAGAGAGAGAGAGAGAGAGAGCGCAAAAAUACAAUUCUAAAGUUUCAUCUAAUUUCUGCUUAAGAAUACAAUGCUUUGUCUUACAUUCUCUAAAUAAACUACUUAUUUCUAAAUCCUACUAAUACAGCAUAAACACUCCAGUUAUUUCUUAAUUCCUCACUCAUUUAUGCUAGUUCAUAACACUUAAAAUAGAAUUCUUAGAAUAAUUAAUUCUAACUCCCUUUUCUUUUAUUUGUUUUCAUCCAAUUUUCAGAUUUUAUUAAAUUAUUGUGUCUAAUUACCCAGUCUGUUAACUUCUAGUAUUCCCCCCCCCGACUACUAAUAUCAAACCUUCAGAUGUCAAGGAGAUAAAGAUCUAUGCAACUUUUAGAAGAUAUCUGAAGGCAGCCCUGUAUUGGGAAAUUUUUAAUGCUUUGUAUUUUACUAUGUUUUUAUAUAUGCUGUAAGCUGCCCAGAGUGGCUGGGGAAACCCAGCCAGAUGUGCAGGGUAUAAAUAAUAACAUUAUUAUUAUUAUUAUUAUUAUUAUUAUUAUUAUUAUUAACCAUUCCUUUUAAAUCUUGUUUUCCCUUCUUAGGUGAGAGAAACCGAGACUAUGGAUCCACAGCUAUAUGAAUUUCCAUCUGGAGAUUUGCCAGAUGAUGAGGACUCAAGGCCUGACUUUGUAAUUGAUGAAGAUGGCUAUGACUACUCAGGUUCAGGAGAUGAAGAAGGUAUAUAUACUUCACUCUAAACUGCCUCUAGCUCCAAGCCAAACAGCCUUUUGCAUGUGUAAAAUCUGUGCUCUUCUUGCCUAGGCUUGUAGUAAGCCGCAGGUUAUAAAUCUGAGAUGAACACAGGUUGUUUGCAUUGUGCUCCUAUUUACUUUGCUGAAUAUCAUCUGGCUAAACUUGGGGUGAAAGCAUUGUACUCCCUAAUUUGAGGCUUUGCGAGUGCACAACCACCCUUAGCCAGGUGUGUGUGGAUGGGAGAUGCUCAACCUGCUUCGCCAUUUAUUGCAAUCUGAAUGCCUGCUUAUACCUUCUAGUUCACAUGCCUAACUUGAAAGGGAAACAAAUGCUCUUCUGUCACACAACCACCGUUCCAACAGUGUGGGGAUGCAGCCUGCGCUUGUCUGGAACAACUAGCUAAGAAAUUCAAAUAUCCUCACUGACCUGCAGCAGCUGGUCACUGGCCAGGGAAAUUUCCCACAUUGUUGUGGUUCUGUUAGACAACCCCCAUUAAGGCUUUAUUUAGGAAGAAGCUUUCCUCCUCCUUUCUUCGGAAACGGCUCUUCUUUCUCCCUCCCCUCUCAUUACUUCAGCCUUUUGAUGGCACAACAGCCUCGCAUUUUGUCCCCUCUGCUUUUUCCAAACUCCCAGCACAGCCUUGCUCCGACAACUUGUUGCACGCUGCAUUCUCAACGCGGAGGAAAAACAAGCUCCGAAACUAGCACGCAACAAGUUGGGGCAGAUCGGGGACUUUACAUGAGCCAGUUCUCCUCAAGGAAUGGGUGUUUGAAAGAAGGGCAGCUCCUCUCUUGAAAACAAGUCAAACAGCACGCUGUGUGUGGACUUGCAGUGGCAGUCCUUGCAACCGGCUGCCUGAAGCAAAACCCACUAGGUCAGGGAAGUCGGGGGUUGGGUGGAGAUGUGAAAGAGGAGAGUGCACGAUGAGGCGAUAAGCUGUCUGAUGCAAGUUUGCCAAAGUCUUCUGAAGGAACGCAGUUUCUUCAUUUUGGUGAGAAUUAAUACGUUUUUUCCCCUCAUUAUGCAGAUGAUACAGAGGAUGCCUUACUUCCAGCCUCUGAAAGACCUAUGGUAGGUAUUUGCAAAUACUCGCCACAUGGCGAAGAAGUCAUUCAGUUGAUGUGCCACCUAGGACUUGCUUUUACAUGGCUUCUGAGAACAGGCCACCCAGCUAUGUUACUGAACCCCUGCAGGAACAUUGAAAACUGGAAAUGCAAAGCGACAGUGGCUUGUAUUUGCUGCACUGCUGAGCGAACCUCCUGUCAGCGCAAGGAUUUAUGCCUGUCAAAUGGGACUUUCCUCCCACUGUGUGCUCUCUAAAUCUGUCCCGGGGUUUCCCCCACAACCCUUUGGAGCAGAUUUGGGGUAGGUGUGGUGCACAUGUGGUGGGAGAAGAAGGAAGGGGGUGGAGUCCCAUUGAACAAGUAGCAAUCCUUGUACUGAGGGGAUGAGGGAAUGGGUUACUGCUGGGUAGGUUUACUUAUUGUGUAGAUCUGCAUGGCUUUGGCAUAGGCAAAUGGUGCAUGUUAAAGACCCCUGGGCAUUAUUUUUUUUAAGGUGUGCUACGCAAGGUAAAUGGCGAUCGGAAAUGGCACAUACCGAGGUAGCAAACAGUACAGUGUAGUAGCACUUUUUAUUUUCUUUUUUGGAAAAUAAAAAGUACAUAAUUACAAAUGCACAGAGUAGGAUAAGAAAAAGGAAAAAGAAAUAGCACCCAUGCAGAAAACAAAGUAGAAAAAAACAAAAAGGAAUUGUAUACGUUACAAAAAACAAAAGUUACUGUAGUUUAACCAGACCUUAACCUAAUACGGUAUUUAUAAAAAUGAAUUCCAAAUCAUCGUAAAAUUUGUCCAUUGACAAGUCUGUUUGUAGAGUGUAGUAACACUUGACAGUGCUAUCUGUUUCCAGAAUACCAGGGUGUCUCUGCUAUAUAAACAACAUAAAUCUGUUCUGGAGCAGCAUCUACAGCUGUUGGCCAGUCCUGCCAUAUUGUCUCUAGAUGUGCUGACCCUUGGUUAUUACUGUUCUCUUGGAACACUUAAGGGGAGACGCUGGCGCCCAGACGGGUUCAACCGUUCACCCUUCUUUCUUUUCCGUUCUGUGAAGCAUUGCUCUCAGCUGUGUAGGUACAAAGGCAUGACUCAUCUUUUCACUUCAUUCAGGAGCCCAUGGACAACUUUAUCCCUUAUUCCAAAGGAGAGACAAAGGAUAGCGAGCCUGCUGUGAUAGAAACAGAAAACGAUUCUGUUCUCAGGAAACCUGCGCCCUCUGAAGAAGGCGAUGAGCCAUCCAACAAGAUCUCGAUGGCCAGCACAGCCAAUGGCAGCAUCUUUGAGAGGACAGAAGUUCUGGCAGGUAACCAUCUUCUUUUUGAUGGAAGAAUUAAGUUUGCCACUCCUUAAAAUGGGAAGAAGCUUCAUUUGCUGAAGAGAAGCUUUUUAUCAGGAAUACAAAGAACUAACAAUACGGAUGUGUAUUGCACAAAUAAGAGGAAAACGAAAAUAUACAGGAGCGGUGGGGAGAGGACGUAUUUUUAACUGUUGUUUAAACAACAUGGCCAAUCUUCUAUAAGCAUGUAAAGGCCUGUAGAUGGGCAGCCACAGUUCUGAGAAACUCGCGGUCGUCUACUCACAUCGCUACCCAAAAUAAGAAGCAUUUCCGUUACUUAAACUUACAUUCAGCCUAAACAUUCAGCAGGUUUAAGCAGCCCCUCUCCCCAACUCCAUAUGAGCAGGUGCAAGAAGUUGUGUUUAGAGAUUGGAGCCCCAUGGAACAUAUUUGAUCUCUAGUGAGAUGAUAAGUACAAAGAUAGGGCCGUGCUCCUUCCAUGCACCUGGCUUCCUUCCAUCGGUUGGAACAUCUGCAUAGCUUCUGAGAGCAUCAACUGUGCCCUGAAUUUUAGUAGGGCUGCUGCUCAUGCAUGCUUUAUAAAGCAUGUUUGAUGUUUUAUCGUGUUUUUAAUAUUCUGUUGGGAGCCGCCCAGAGUGGCUGGGGAAACCCAGCCAGAUGGGCGGGAUAUAAAUAAUAAAUAAUAAUUAUUUAUUAUUAUGAUGCUGAACCUGUGCAGACAUUCUGACCCGUGCAUGGAGCUGACGUAUGCAGCAGUUGUGAUUCCAGUAGAUGAGAUCUCUCUUACACACACUUCCUGCAGCACUAGAAUGACUUUCAAAGUCACGGCUGGCAAUACCUUGACCCUCGUAGCACAGGCUGUUGCAAGGAUAGGUGGGAAGGGGGAAAACCUUGAGUUCUUUAGGGCAGCAGUUGGAUGAUUUAAUUGUAAUAGUAAUAAAAAAUACCUAGUAUCAGUUGCAACUAAAGUUGGGUGCAAAACAGCUUCCAGUACUUACUGUGUAGCGGAAGCCUGAGACGGAAGCUGCAUUGCAUGACAUGUGUUGGAAGUAGGUGCAAAUCUCUUCUGUUUCCACAGUAUUUACUAUAUGCUGCUAUUUCCUUUCUCCCUCUCCCCCCUACUUCCAGCUCUUAUUGCAGGUGGGGCAGUCGGGUUGCUGCUGUUUGCUGUCUUCCCAAUCCUCCUCCUGAUCUAUCGCAUGAAGAAAAAGGACGAGGGCAGUUACGACCUGGGCAAGAAGCCGAUCUACAAGAAAGCACCCACAAACGAAUUCUACGCCUAAGGCUUGCCAAUGACACAAACCCAUUUGGGAGUCAGAAAUGGACUUUGUAAAAAAAAAAAAAAAGCAUUUGGACCGCGGACAAGAAGCUCUGAGACAAAUGCUCUCUUGGAUCUAACCGUCAAAGUGAUUUUUUUAUAUAUAUAUAAAAACUUUGUGACCCUUCCCAUCCCGCUAGCCAACAAGGAUGCAAAGUAAAAAAAGAAAAAGGCAGCGUCCUAGGGAGAAAAAACCCCUUGUGGGGUGUGCGAGUGUGCAUGUGUCCUGAAAUGCAAAGCAAAUUUUGCCAAAUGCUCUGUUUUGGUUGGGUGAAGGGGUUUCGUAUGUGAAACUGUUCGCAUUUGGUCACAGUGCUCCAACUUGUCUUGUCUGCAGAAAAGGUGUAAGUUCAUUUCUACCUGUAAGAAGGUUGACCUGUAGCGGGGCCAGCUCUACAAGGCUUUUUCUUUUUUUUUGGUAAAGAACUUAUUUAUGAAAUCUCCUGCGCUACAGUGCACGUUAGCCUUGGGAGAGAGCAAAUCUGCUCUCUGCAGACUUGAGUAUCUCAGUACUAUUUUGGAUGUGGCUGUGUGAAGAGAUGAUUUCUUUCUUGGUGGAGAGAGAGCUGGGUAGCCUAUAAAAGCAGAACAGUGUGUGUGUGUGUGUGUGUGUGUGUGUGUGUGUGUGUGUGGCAGGGGGGAUGUCUCCCACUUUUUAAAUGGAGCUGAGUUGAAGAAAUACCUUUUUUAUUUUUAGAAGAGGAUUUCCUUAAAUAAAAGACGCUAAGAAAAAUUCCCUGCCUAUACAAGUUUGUAGAAAGUAUUCCGAAAUUUUAAAAAGUAUAUAUAUUUUGUAAUUUUCAUGAGUUCUGUUUUUUUUUUAAAGUCCCAUUUUCCCCCUUUGCUGGACAUCUCUCCAGAUGAAUGGCAUUUUAUAUCGCUCAUUGCCAGAACCGAUGCAGCAGCUACAGUAUGUUAAAGCUCUCUAAGCUCAUAUCAUAGGCUAUUCUAGGCAGUUGAGAAGAGAAUAUUUAUAUAUAAUUAUAAAUAUAUUUUCUGGAGUAAAAGCAAAUAAGUUUCUGGGUUGUUGUUUUUAUAUAGAGCUAUUUAUACUUUCUAAGAUGGCUGCUCUGUUUUUGGUAACUCUUCUUUUUAUACGUAAAACACUAAUAUAAUGAAACUCCUAAUGAUUGUGAAAACUAUUUAAGCUUGAUUCUGUGUACUAUACCCGAAGGCAAUACGUUCUGCUAGAAUUAAUGUCUGUCUGCAAAAAUCAGAUUUCUUUGAACAUGACUAAAAUAUAAUUGGAGGUUUGUGUUUUUAGCCUUGUAAUAUAUUAUCAGUGCUGUGGAGCUCUAUAAUAUAUAUAUUCCAGUAAAAUGCACACUUGAGGUUUUGUACAGCCUUCCUGCAAGGGGUGCUGGGUUGCUCUCUUCCUUGCAGAGUUCCCCUAAAUGUCUUCCUCUUCUCGAUGGAGUCAUUACUUCACAUAUGGUGUUGCUUAUCAAUGGCAGCUGAACAAUUCAGCUGUGUGGGUUGGAGUCUAGCUUUUACACCCAGCUUCACUGCACGGGCAGCAUGGAAUUUCACUGUGGGGGGUGUGGGUAUGAUUCGGCCACAUGCUCCUGUUUGCUUAUCCCGGUUUAAUGUCACGGGGUGACAGAAGACAGACUUCAGAAGCUGUUUGGUACAGAGAGUGGUGUCUUCCAGCUGGGCAAACUUCUAGGACCACCACAUGCUAGUAGGGAGCAGGAGCAAAAGUGGGUAGAGCAGUGAAUGUAAAUGUUGCCUUUGCUAAUUUCUCUCUGCUCCAUCCAGGCAACCAAAGGCACUCUCAGAACUGAAGGACACCACCUAGCCAGGCAAAAAGGGGAUAUGAAGAGGUGUGUUGCCUGGGGGGAGUCUUGCGAGGCAGGUAGUCUCCUAGAGGUUUGCGUUUGGCAUCCUGGCUUGAGAUUCCUCACCCCUCGUUUGGAGGAAAGUGUGCAACUGGUGCAGCGGAGCUAGGCUUAGAUCCUAGAUCUUUGGGUUGGGGAUGUAGAUAGUGGUAUUACAAGGACCUUUAAGCUGCAUUGCAUGGACUACGGCUUCUGUGCAGUGACUUGCAGUGUAUCUGGUAUAAGCUGGGUUUCCUAGGAAGCGAGUCUCUUCGGAAGUUGCUUUCCAGGGCCCCGCUUGAUUCCGAUGUGAUCAGAUUGCAUCUGCACAGUCUUGUCGCCUCUGAGAGCAAAGGAAGGUCGCCGUGCAGUGGGGGGGGGGGUUGUGUAAUUUGCAGGAAAUCGGGUACUGUGCAGUGCAAGGCCAUCUCCUAACCACACAGGUCCUGGCAUAAUCUUGAACUACUUGCAUUCUUUGAGCUGUAGCUUUUAAAAACGUGGCAUAGUCUUAACACUUAACUUUGUGGUCCUUGCGUGAACAGAAGGGGCCUGUGCAAGGUUCUCUGAUAAGACGUUACCAGAACAAUGUACGGCUUGCUCUUACCUUAAAAACAAAAACAAAACACUUUUGGCAGUGAAUUCAUGCGAUGAUUUUUUAUCAUGUGUAUGUUAGACUGCUCUGAUGAACAUAUGGGUAAAGUUUUAAGUCUGUGCAAUGGAUUUUGCUUUGGCACAAGCACAAGUCUUUUCAAAACUUGGCUUCUGGAAUUGUUUAGUUUGGGGUAGCGGGCUGAGUGGGGAGGAUUAUAUACUUAACACAUUUUUAUAACGAUUGCUUGGAAAACAUGUCUGCCUCCUGAUUGCUCAAAUGAGAUUUCUUGUAUAUUUGCUUUUGUUUUCACUGUCACUGAUUUGAUAAAAUAAACUGGUACUUUCUUAAAAAAAUAAAUAAAUCCUGCUUUCUCUUGCAUAA